This is a messenger RNA of Guillardia theta CCMP2712, 504 nucleotides long. RefSeq lists its product as hypothetical. The record is from RefSeq and is a predicted model, not a curated record. Bases 1 to 504 code for a protein of 167 amino acids. The transcript has 8 exons. NCBI's taxonomy places the organism in Eukaryota, Cryptophyceae, Pyrenomonadales, Geminigeraceae.
AUGGCGGGAAAGCGACAGGCAGAAGGAUUUUCCCACGUAGUCCAUCCCUUCAAGUUUCCUUCAGCAACGGGGAUCACACCCGCGCUGUCCCGCGGGAGGAAGGGGGAGCAAGAUGCCGUAAGGAAGUUUGUCGUUCCCCCGAUACACGGUUUCGAGAACCUCAGCUCCUUCGGGGGGAAGUAUGGGGAGAGCAAGGUGUGGCUGACUUCUAGAUAUCAAGAGGUCACAUCGAGGAAGGGCAAGAAGAAAGGAUGGCAGACGGAGAGAUUUGGACCUCCCUCAACUAGUCGAUCGCAGUCAAUCCAGGGCGUCACAUGGAGGUUCUUGAAAGAUGUCCGGACAACAAUUCCCUUGCAGAAGCGGGAAGACAAGACCUUGGACGAGCGUGAACUUGACGGAAUGUACGAUGACAUGGACUACGAGAAGCUGCUGAUGGAGCUGGACGCGGAAGAUUUAAGGAAACAGUACGUCAAGUUCCAGCAGAUACAGCGGGUUGUCACCUGA